AUGCCCCUCCAAUCCGGAGAAACGCACGAUCAAGGCCACCAAGAUCAGACAUCCCCCAGUUCGUGUGACUCUAUCUCAUGUCGAAGCAAUAUUGUAAGCGAGUCCAGUGAUGAUAGAGUAGGAGGGAGCGAUAGGAAGGAUGAGGUUGACGGACUUGAUGACAUGUGCAAAGAAAUCGAAAGUUUAGAGAAGGAACUUGAACACAUUUCCAAGGAGUAUGGAAGCAUAAAGGAGGAAGCUCAGAAGCUUGAAGGUAAUACCUUUGUACAAUUCGAAGGGUAUGAGUCCUUCCCUGACAUGGCAGCAGAGGAGUGUAUAACAAAGCAGGAAGAGUAUACACAGCGAAGAGAAGAACAGCGAAGGAGAUUCGAGGAUGUAUUUCUUCGUCUGGAGGAAGCGGAGCAGAAAAAGAUAGAAUUGGACAAGCGAAAGAUAGGAGCUAUUCGGAAGACGACGGAAUUGAAAAUGCGGGCAAGCAACCUGAGGGAAACAAUUCUGUGGCAAUAUCAGAGGAAGGACAGUGACUCACACAUUGAUUGA
This is a messenger RNA of Fomitiporia mediterranea MF3/22, 540 nucleotides long. RefSeq lists its product as uncharacterized. NCBI's taxonomy places the organism in Eukaryota, Fungi, Basidiomycota, Agaricomycetes, Hymenochaetales, Hymenochaetaceae. The transcript has a single exon. The record is from RefSeq and is a predicted model, not a curated record. The coding region runs from base 1 to 540 and encodes 179 amino acids.